AUGAAAUUGUUCGUCAUUUUAGCUUCAGUGGCUCUGGCUCAGGCUGCCAAAUUGGUCAGGUCCUACCUCACUCCCAACGCACGAGCUGCCGCUGGAUCUGACUUCCUCGGCACUCCUCGAGAGUCCACCAGAUUCCUAGACGAAAGUGGUGCUUUAUCCAAUGUUUUUGCCGAAACCGAUGUUUACGCCCAAACUGAUGCUUUCUCAAGCUUGGAAAGUCGUCCUGACCGCGGUCAGGCUGCCUUCGAGAGGAACGCUGCUAUCCUCAAUCAGGAGAUCCAAAAUGCUGAAGAGACUUACGCGUACGCUUAUGAAACUGAGAACGGCAUCUCCGCCGAGGAGAACGGAGUGGCGACCAAUGGAGUCCAGGCUCAGGGCAGUUACUCUUACGUUGGUGUCGACGGCCAGAUCUACUCUGUGAGGUACACAGCUGACGAGAACGGCUUCCAGCCCAAGGGUGACCACCUCCCCACUCCCCCUCCCAUCCCUGAAGAGAUCCUGAAGGCUCUGGAACAGAACGCUCGCGAUGAGGCCGCCGGUAUCUACGAUGAUGGUUCUUACAGAGAAGGCAAAUACGCCAAUGAAUACCAACAACAGUACUACAAUGCUGAUGCCAUCGUCACCAACAAUGCUCUCCUCGUGCAGAAAGCGUACCUUCCUCCCUUCGCUCAGCACAACCACCAGAGGAGCGGAGCGAGGCAAUUCUCCUUCAACAACGCUGUUCCCCGCUAUGAAGCUUCCGAUAGUGCUAGCUCCAUUUAUGGAGUCCAGAAGGCGUAUCUUCCACCUGUAGCUCGAAGACAUUCUUUCAUUGCGAGAGACGGCUAGUGUUAUUGAGAC
Molecule: messenger RNA, 840 nt
Organism: Helicoverpa zea (corn earworm)
Lineage: Eukaryota; Metazoa; Arthropoda; Insecta; Lepidoptera; Noctuidae
Exons: 4
Coding region: 1-828 (275 amino acids)
Cellular component (GO): chitin-based extracellular matrix
Molecular function (GO): structural constituent of chitin-based larval cuticle
Source: RefSeq, a predicted model, not a curated record